Molecule: messenger RNA, 723 nt
Organism: Naegleria gruberi
Lineage: Eukaryota; Heterolobosea; Eutetramitea; Acrasida; Naegleriidae
Exons: 1
Coding region: 1-723 (240 amino acids)
Biological process (GO): protein dephosphorylation
Molecular function (GO): protein serine/threonine phosphatase activity
Source: RefSeq, a predicted model, not a curated record
AUGAGAUAUUCAGAAUUGAUUGAAUUAGCUAUUGAAAAGAGUAAUUUAUUAUUAUGUAAAUUGAGAGAACAUUUAAAAUAUAAAGAAAGAGAACAAAAAACAACAGAAGAAUCAAUUGAUGAAAUUUGUUUACAUUCACUUUCAAAACGUGAAGUAAUUCCACUUUUAAUACGUGAAACAUUUUUAGAAAUUAAUGAAAAUGUAUGUAAAGGAAAUGAUAGAGAUGGAAGUACAGCCUCAAUUAUAUAUAUACCAUAUAUAGAUGAAAAAAUAGCCUAUAUUGGUAAUGUAGGUGAUUCUAGAAUUGUAUUAUGUAGAAGUGGUGAACCUAUUAGAUUAACAGUUGAUCAUAGACCAAGUGAAAUUGAUGAACGUAGAAGAGUUAAAGAUGCAGGUGGUACUAUAUAUGGUAAUCGUGUUAAUGCAUGUUUAGCAAUUACGAGAGCAAUUGGUGAUAAAUCACUUCAUCCCUAUAUUAUAUCAGAUGCAAGUACAAUGGUUAUGGAUUUUAUGUUUGAUAGAGAUGAAUUUAUUGUUGUAGCUUGUGAUGGUUUAUGGGAUUAUGUUAGUGAGGAGGAAGUUGUAACAAGUGUCAGAUAUGAAAAUGAUCCUGUUCAAGCCUCUAUUACUUUACGUGAAUUAGCCUAUGAUAAGGGUAGUACUGAUAAUAUUUCGGUUAUUGUUAUACGUUUUAAACCAUCUAUUUUACAAGAAUAUCUUUAA